ACAGUAAGCAGCAUGAACAUGUUCUCCUGUUGGACUCUUCCAUCUGACGAAGACGAGCCGCACAGGCGGGUAAACGAACCGGAGAAGAAGGUAAAGAAGAGAAAAUGGUGGCAGAGACGCCAGAAGGUAGAGAUGCAGGACGGGGAGGAUGAGAAGGGAAACGGGGUAAAGGGUGAAGAGAUGGGGCAAGGAGUGGGGCAGAAGGUUUUAGAGGACCAGGCAGACCAAAUACCAAAGAUGGAGAAGCAGGUGGUUCUGGGAAAAAACAAACCUGAGAAGAAAGUAAAGAAGAGAAAAUGGUGGCAGAGACGCCAGAAAGUAGAGAUGCAGGUGGCCCCACGGGACCUGGUGGAAGAACCAGAGCAGGUCGUCCUAAAGGACCAGAGGAAACCAGUAAAGAAGGUGGUUCUGGUUUUUGAGAUUGAGAUGAAGAAGUUAGAGAGGCAGGUGGACCCAGUGGAAAAACCAGACAAGGUCAUGAAGAAGGUAGAGAGGCAGGUGGCCCCGCUGAACCUGGUGGAAGAACCAGAGCAGGUCACCUUGAUAGACCAGUGGAAGGAACAAGUAAAAAAUAGGGUUCGUUUCAUAGAGAAUGAGAUGAAGGCAGAGAGGCAGGUGGACCCAGUGGAAAAACCAGACCAGGUCAUGAAGAAGGUAGAGAGGCAGGUGGCCCCGCUGAACCUGGUGGAAGAACCAGAGCAGGUCAUCCUGAUAGACCAGUGGAAGGAACAAGUAAAAAAUAGGGUUAGUUUCAUAGAGAAUGAGAUGAAGGGAGAGAGGCAGGUGGACCCAGUGGAAAAACCAGACCAGGUCAUGAAGAAGGUAGAGAGGCAGAUGGCCCAGUUGAACCUGGUGGAAGAACCAGAGCAGGUCAUCCUAAAGGAACAGGUAAAAAAUAGGGUUCGUUUCAUAGAGAGUGAGAUGAAGAAGGCAGAGAGGCAGGUGGACCCAGUGGAAAAACCAGACCAGGUCAUGAAGAAGGCAGAGAGGCAGGUGGCCCUGCUGAACCUGGUGGAAGAACCAGAGCAGGUCAUCCUAAAGGAACAGGUAAAAAAUAGGGUUCGUUUCAUAGAGAGUGAGAUGAAGAAGACAGAGAGGCAGGUGGACCCAGUGGAAAAACCAGACCAGGUCAUGAAGAAGGCAGAGAGGCAGGUGGCCCCGCUGAAUCUGGUAGAAGAACCAGAGCAGGUCAUCCUAAAGGAACAGGUAAAAAAUAGGGUUCGUUUCAUAGAGAAUGAGAUGAAGUCAGAGAGGCAGGUGGACCCAGUGGAAAAACCAGACCAGGUCAUGAAGAAGGCAGAGAGGCAGGUGGACCCAGUGGAAAAACCAGACCAGGUCAUGAAGAAGGCAGGGAGGCAGGUGGACCCAGUGGAAAAACCAGACCAGGUCAUGAAGAAGGCAGAGAGGCAGGUGGCCCCGGUGGACACAGUGGAAAAACCAAAGCAGGUAGUAAAGAGCCAGAUUGAUAUAAAGAAGCCAAAUUCAGAGGAGAAAAUGGUCCUCAAAAACCUGGAGAGGAUGGAGAACAAAAGGCUGGAGAAGCAGGUGCUUCAGAUGGACCAGAUGACGAAGGUGGAAGUAGAGCAGCUGCAGGACGACGUUCUUGUUCCCCCCAUCGUUGAAGCCCAACCUGAAGAGUCCGGGGCUCUGAUGGAGAGCGCGUGUGAAGAUGAAGGCGUCCCGAUGCCGAAGUUGAGGAGAACCAGCCUGAGAACCAAACGCCCAGAACCGGCUACAAGAUCCUCAGAGGUUUUGUCAUCGGCGCCGCUGUUGUGUUGACGGUCACUAUAGCUUCCCGUCGACUGUCCUCGUUCUUCAACGUCUGAAUCUGACGUGGUGACGAUCCGGAGAUCAUCCAAUCACACGCCGACUUUUCCAACAUCAAAAUAACAAUAAAGUGCCUUCAUUAA
Molecule: messenger RNA, 1910 nt
Organism: Trichomycterus rosablanca
Lineage: Eukaryota; Metazoa; Chordata; Actinopteri; Siluriformes; Trichomycteridae
Product: probable serine/threonine-protein kinase kinX
Exons: 2
Coding region: 13-1779 (588 amino acids)
Source: RefSeq, a predicted model, not a curated record